AUGACAGAAAGUCUCCUUUCUCCAUUUAAUGGUCAGCUAGACCUGCGAGACGCCUACAACUGGAGCCGGAAAGAGACCUAUGAAUUUCUCGAAGAUGUUGUCAGUGAUCCUAACAAGUAUGGUGUACUGUUGGACAGAGUGGACGAGCUGAAAAGCAUCAGAGGACAUCUCUUGCGGCUCAGUCAUCCCGAUGGAGCAGACUUCCGUGCCGGAUCCGACUUAUCGCCAGACCAACACAUCUAUCGUGUCUUAAACCCAGCCUGGCGAGGAGGGAGAGGAGGGCAAUCACAACCUCCACCGCAACCACCAGGCCCUGUAUCAAAAUUUAGUGUGAUGAAACAUAUCCAUAAUGGCAGCGAGUACUGGAGCCCGUUCGAUCUGCUAGGGCAUUUUCUGUCCUUCAUGGGUCCGGCACCUGAUAGUGCGACAAAACGGAACUUCUAUCUCCCCAUGACAGCGGUAUAUGGUCGGUGGUGCCGCCUGAUUGCAGGAACCCAUCCUAGGACCGGUAUAUGCGACAUUCCCUACAUGUUUCAAUGCACCUGGUGUACACCGUUGAGCGACUCUAGCAAACCUACUCGGUUCUUCCUAGGUUCAUCGUUAGCAGGAUACAAUUGGACACCUCAGUUGACGGGCACGUGGGAGUAUGCUCUAAAAUAUGCAAGAUUUGUUCUCGUCGAUGGAAAUCCCUUGCAACAGGCCGGCUAUAACUUUGAAAAUUCGCCAAUGAUCGAGAGAAAAGGGACGGGCUCCACAAGGUUUGGCAAUUGUGCCGAAACGUACCCUUUCCUGGACUUAUUGAUAGGUCACAAUCCUGCCGAAGAAACCUGCUAUGGGCUUGCGCUCCAACAGGACUUUGUUUACAUAGACGACUAUCAGGAUAUGUGUUCGGGCGUUGUGUGGAAGAGUUUGUGUAAUCCUUGUGAUAACUGUAGCGAAACGCACCGAAUGGGCUGGUGCGCCGCCUUGAUUGUCUUGUCGUUGAAGAGUGGCAUCGGCGAUCACGAGAAGGGGGGAAGAGAUAAGAAGGAGAAAGAAGAAGAAUGGACGUCAGAUGAGACUGUCUAG
Messenger RNA from Rhinocladiella mackenziei CBS 650.93, 1068 nucleotides. RefSeq lists its product as uncharacterized. The coding region runs from base 1 to 1068 and encodes 355 amino acids. The record is from RefSeq and is a predicted model, not a curated record. NCBI's taxonomy places the organism in Eukaryota, Fungi, Ascomycota, Eurotiomycetes, Chaetothyriales, Herpotrichiellaceae. The transcript is spliced from 5 exons.